AUUGUGAUGGCUAUGGCUACUAUUACUGAAGACAAAAAGAAACAAGUGGGUAUUGUUGAAGAAGAAGAGAAGUGGGUAACGCAUUACUCAUCAACUCAUCAAAUACUUUUAGUGGGUGAAGGAGACUUCUCCUUUUCAUUGUGUUUAGCCCUUUCUUUUGCUUCUGCUUCUAACAUCUGCACUACUUCUCUUGAUUCUUAUGAUACUGUGAUCAAGAAAUACAAGAAAGCAAAAUCAAAUUUGGGAACUCUAGAGAAGCUGGGAGCAUCCAUUCUACAUGGUGUGGAUGCAACCAAAAUGAAGCUCCAUCCUAAUUUGAAGAUGAGGAAGUUUGAUAGAAUCAUCUUUAAUUUUCCUCAUGCAGGCUUUUAUGGAAAAGAAGAUAAUAAGCAUAUGAUAGAGAUGCAUAGGAGUCUUGUGCAUGGCUUCUUCAAAAAUGCAAGUACCAUGCUAAGGGCUAAUGGUGAAGUUCAUGUGAGCCACAAAACAAAACCUCCAUUUGACAGCUGGAAUCUUGUGGAACUUGCUAGCUCAAACUCCUUGUCAUUAAAUGAAUGUGUUCCUUUUCAAGAAGAAGACUACCCAGGUUACAACCACAAGAGAGGAGAUGGGCCAAGGUGUGAUGAGGCCUUCCCCUUGGGAGAAUGCAGAACCUUCAAAUUUAGAUUCUCCUCUGAUUCUAAGAAGUCCAAAUUCAUACGCAACAAUGGAUUUACUAACAGAAGAACUGAACAACUUCUGCGGAGAUCUAUUCAAAUGCAAAAGCAGGGAACUUCAUUUGAUUUAAAGCGUUAUCAUACCAAGUUAAACAUAGAUACAAGUCAAUUUCCAGGCUAUGCGGGGAUUCCUUUAAUAAAGAAUAAUAUCCCAAGAGAAAGCCCCAGGAUAUUCGAUAGUUGCUUCAACAAUGUCAGGGAAACAUUUCCAAGAGUUCAUAAUAGUGUGGACUAUUUUGUUCAUGAAUCUCCCAGGUUCAACAGUUUCACACAACCUCAAACAAAUGUCACCAGAAAUAUGAAUAACCCUCCAGGCUACACAGGGUUUCCAUUGAAGAGUUAUGUCCAAAGAGAAAGAGCAAGAAUCUUUGAUGGGUGCUUCAAUAAUGCGAGGGAGACACUUGGAAGAGCUGGGCAUAAUGUGGAGUAUUCUGUUGAUGGAUCAGGUGUAUCUGGUUUUGAAAGAUACAUGGCAGGAGCACCAGGAAGAACCUUAAAUGGUUAUUUGUGUUUAAUGGAUGCACAUCACCGUUUGAGCACUUUGAGAUCAGCACGACUGCAAAGGAAGGGACUGCAUACAGUAACACAGGGUAAGGUAAUGGACUAAUGGCCAAUGGGGAAGUGUAUGAUACUAUAAUGGGGAAUUAGGUCGCCUUUUGGCUUUUGCUAAAAAUGCAAGUUAAGCAAGGAAUUUUGGUACAGAUAGAAAGCAUAGUUUGGUAUGUGUUUUGUAUAGUUUUACUGCCCCUGGGAAAUCAUAAUACCCUUAAAUAAUCAAAUUUUUAAUUUGGGUGGAGAUAUCUUUGCACCUAUUUACUUUAUAACUGGUGGAAACAUU
Pistacia vera is the source of this 1554-nucleotide messenger RNA. Its product is annotated as heavy metal-associated isoprenylated plant protein 41-like. Gene Ontology annotation, biological process: rRNA base methylation. The coding region runs from base 7 to 1323 and encodes 438 amino acids. Gene Ontology annotation, cellular component: cytoplasm. Lineage: Eukaryota; Viridiplantae; Streptophyta; Magnoliopsida; Sapindales; Anacardiaceae. Gene Ontology annotation, molecular function: rRNA (uridine-N3-)-methyltransferase activity. The transcript has 3 exons. The record is from RefSeq and is a predicted model, not a curated record.